CGUUCUACCAUUCCCGACGUGCGAACUGCCAUCUCUGUGUGUCUGCUUUCGUAACCCAGCGCACAACAUUAGCAGGUGAUUAGGACUAACCGGAACCGCACUGCCCGAAAUGCUCACUGGCGACGACCUUGACUUUGACACAAGCCACCACUUAUCGUUGAGUGACGUCGCCCACAUUUCCGGAGUCAUCGGAAGGUGCAGUGCCAUAGAACUGCUUGCCGAUGCCGCCAUAUUGCUCAAGGCCAUGCUCGUACACUGGAUAGCGAGCCACAAGAAAGCCUUUUCAGGAACAUGCGCGUUACGGUCUCGUCUACAGGUUAAGAUGCCAAACCUGCGAACCGGCUCUGGAGACGGUCACGCAGGCUUUACAGCUUGCACGUCAUCUCAUGGACAGUGGUCUCAAAGGAUGUGGACGGCGCUAGGGCCGUUCAAAGUGUCGGAGUCGUUGCGUCAGAAGCCGUGAUUGUGUAUUUAUGUUCUCACUUUGUAUGCAUGAGAUGUGUUCCAGUGUGGCCUCGUUUUACGUUCGCCGUAAAUGUCUGACGACUGUGCAUCCCCGCUGCAUCGAUCGUCGAGUAGUGACCGAUCGGUACAUUGUGCCGUGCGUGCUUUCGCAGCCAGGAGG
Molecule: messenger RNA, 625 nt
Organism: Baudoinia panamericana UAMH 10762
Lineage: Eukaryota; Fungi; Ascomycota; Dothideomycetes; Mycosphaerellales; Teratosphaeriaceae
Exons: 1
Coding region: 110-463 (117 amino acids)
Source: RefSeq, a predicted model, not a curated record